GGAGCCGCGGGACUCCUUGCGGAGCGGGGGGGGCGGGGGGGAGGUUUGCUUCGGAAGAGCCCUCCCCCUCUCGCCCCGCGACUCCUCACUCCUCCCGACGCCUCCGGACGGUCCAGCCGCUGGUGUCGCCGUGUCAGGCCAGGGGAGGAGGUGGCGGUAAGGUCGCAGUCCCGCCGGCGCCGCCCCCGCCCGCUCCGAGUGCUUCCAGCCCCACGCGUCACCCGCGGCCUGCGCUCCCGCAGCUCCGGCGCCGCAGCGGGGAGCGGGCGCCCAGGGCGAGGGGCCGGGCGGAGGCGGAGGCGCGGACGCGGGCGCGGGCGGCUCCCAUGAGACACGCGCGUGGCGGCGCGGUCCCCAGGCCCAGGUGAGCCGGCGCCAUGGGGCAGGCGAGCUGCAAGGGGCUCUACCAGUCGCUGUUCGACUACAAGACCGAGAAGUAUGUCAUCGCCAAGAACAAGAAGGUGGGCCUGCUCUACCGGCUGCUGCAGGUCUCCAUCCUGACCUACCUGGUGGUUUGGGUGUUCCUAGUGAAGAAGAGUUACCAAGACACCGACACCUCCCUGCAGAGCAGCAUCAUCACCAAAGUCAAGGGCGUGAUCUUCACCAACACCUCGGAGCUGGGGGAGCGGCUCUGGGAUGUUGCUGACUACGUCAUCCCGCCCCAGGGGGAGAACGUCUUCUUCGUCAUCACCAACCUGGUUGUGACCCCCAACCAGCGCCAGGAAACCUGUGCUGAGAAUGAAAGCAUUCCUGACGCUGUGUGCUCCGAGGACAGUGACUGUCCUCCUGGGGAGCCUGUCGUGACUGGAAAUGGCGUGAGGACUGGCCGCUGCCUGCGGGCAGAGAACAUGCAAAGGGGCACCUGCGAGAUCUUCGCCUGGUGCCCAGUGGAAACAAGGUCCAGGCCAGAGAAGCCCCUCCUGGGCAAGGCUGAAGACUUCACCAUUUACAUAAAGAACUUCAUUCGUUUCCCUAAAUUCAACUUCUCCAAGACCAAUGUGCUGGACACCAAAGACAGAGCUUACCUGAGGUCCUGUCGGUUUGGCCCCAAGGACCCCUAUUGCCCCAUCUUCCGACUGGGGUCUGUGGUCAGCUGGACGGGGAGCGACUUCCAGGAGAUAGCCCUGCAGGGCGGUGUGAUAGGGAUCCAGAUCGAGUGGGACUGUGAUCUUGACAAAGCUCCUUCUGAAUGCAACCCUCGCUAUUACUUUAGCCGCCUGGACCGCAGGUUUCCUGGAAACUCUGUCUCCUCCGGGUAUAACUUCAGGUUUGCCAAAUAUUACCGCGAUGAAGCCGGGGUGGAGUUCCGCACCCUGAUCAAAGCCUACGGGAUCCGCUUUGAUGUCCUGGUGAAUGGCAGGGCAGGGAAGUUCAACAUCAUCCCCACAAUCAUCAACGUGGGCUCAGGGGUGGCACUCAUGGGUGUUGGGUCUUUCUUCUGCGACCUGAUACUCAUCUACUUCAUCAAAAAGAGCCACUUUUACCGCAACAAGAAAUUCGAGGAAGUACGGGUUCCCAACUACCUUCUGUGUGCCCCUCACCACCCACACGCAGGUCUGGCCACCCAGGGAAUGGAAAGGUGACCGUGGAGCAGCUGCAGAACCUGCAGACAGUGGAAGCGUAGCCAGAGGCGGCUGAGAGCAGAUUUAGUGAAGACGUCGGGCGGAACUGGCUGAAGCUCUGAACGGGAAGAGCGAGGAGCCUCUGUGUCUGCAUGGAUUGGGGCUUCCAGGAGCCACCAUCCCUCCUGCACUUUGGGAUCUUACUACAAACUUUUUGUUGUGUGUGGGGGAGGGGCAGGCCAGGGUGUAAAUGAUACUAGGUGUUUUCAUGUUUUCUGAGAACCUAGAUGGACAUUCAUUCACUCAUUUAUUCAUACAUGCAGUAAACUUUUUUUGCUGUGGGCUGGGCCCUAUCUAAGAGAUGCUUAAAUGAGACCCUGACCUGGCCCUCAGGGAGCAGAGCAACUGUGUAAUUCCCUCUAGAGACAACAGACUCACAGCCAGGCUCAGCCAUUCUGGCCUUCCUCCAGCCUCUAGCUGACUUUCACAGAGGGGAUGCAGGGAGGCCUCACUCCAGUCUGACCUGCCCAGCCUGGGAGGCUCUGGGCAUAGCAUCUCAUGGGAGACACUGUGGUUUGGCUCUUGCUGUUCUGUGGGUUGGGUGUCCUUGCUCAGCUCCCCUUCCUCUCUCCUCAAAGGCUGGCUGGGUCUGAAGGGGUAAGGACAGGGUGCUCGCUCAGCAGGUGGGAGCAGUUGGUAGGGAGGCCCUCACCCCUCACCCUCCUUCCCCACCCCACCCUGCUGCUCCCUCCCUUACUGUCUGUAGAGCUUCUCUCCUCAAGGUGUAGUCCCUGGACCAGCAGCCUUGGCAUCACCGGGGAGCUUGUUAGCCCUUCCCUUCCUCCUAAAUCAGGGCCUGUGUUGCAAUGGGGCUCCCAGGGGAUUCGCGUGCUCCUUACACUCAGAAGCCCUGCAAGGGUGGGGAGCUCUGCAAAGCCUGGUUCUGAGGGAGGAAAGAGCCAGCUUCGGUGGGUGGCACCAAUUUCCAGGCCAAACUUACUAGUACACACAUUCUCCCUUGAAACUACAGGACCCCCCUUCCUGCCCAGGGAAAGGAACAUUACACUCAAUUCAUUUAAAUCAAAAUAUUUUAACUAGGCAACACUUGCUUCCCUCCCACCUGUUCUUGAGGCCACCUGUGUUACCAAUUCCAAGAGGCUCCCUCGUUUUCAAACUGAGAAUCCACUUGUUACUCAGGACGUGAACUUUUCCUCAUGCCUGCAGCAUCAGACCACGUCUCCUGUCAGAAAGGGACACGAUGGAAUGGGCUGGGAGCCAGAGAGCUUGCUUCUCCCUCCCCGUGUCUGGGAGCCCCUGUGUAAACCCAGGGGGAGAGGCCUAGAACUCUGCUUCAACUAUGGCCGCAAAGGCCUGCAGUGCCCGUUGAACAGCUGCCAGGACACUGGGGAGCUCCUCUCUGGAAGUGCUCCCUCGGGUCUUUGGAGAGGGUCAGAAGGGGCUGGAAGGUUUCUGGUGAGGCUCCACCACCAGGGCAGAAGGUUGUGGUCCCUGCAACAGGAACCCUUUUGGAGCAAGCAGCUCCCUCCCCGUGGGCUGCCUGGUAACCAGUCCACAGCCCACCUGCUCUCUGAAUAGAAAGUGAAAAAUCGCCCUGACCGGUUUGGCUCAGUAGAGAGAGCAUCGGCCUGCAGACUAAAGGGUCCCAGGUUGGAUUCCAGUCAAGGGCAUGUACCUUGGUUGCAGGCACAUCCCCUAGUAGGGGGUGUGCAGGAGGCAGCUGAUCGAUGUUUCUAACUAUCCCUCGCCCUUCCUCUCUAAAAAAAAAAAAAAAAAAUUUUUUUUUUUUUUAAAAGUGAAAAAUUGGGCGAUCCAUUAUGAUGUUUCACUUCAUCACUAAAGCCAACUCUUGGACUGGGUAAUCUAGCCUCUUUUAUGUUUAGCAGGAAGUAACAAGGGCAGGGGCAUGGCUGCUCAGGGUUGAUCUGGUUUCUCUUAACCUAUUUUUGGAAUUGCUUGGCAGGAGCCAUAAAACAUAGCAACAGUUGUACUGUUUAUUUUAUAUUGGAAUGAAAAUGUCCUCCUACACUAUUCCGUCAGUAAAUAUUUAUUGAAUACC
Myotis myotis is the source of this 3639-nucleotide messenger RNA. It is a transcript of the gene P2RX5, whose product is annotated as purinergic receptor P2X 5. The transcript has 12 exons. Gene Ontology annotation, molecular function: purinergic nucleotide receptor activity; ATP binding; extracellularly ATP-gated monoatomic cation channel activity. The coding region runs from base 378 to 1583 and encodes 401 amino acids. Gene Ontology annotation, biological process: response to ATP; monoatomic cation transmembrane transport. The record is from RefSeq and is a predicted model, not a curated record. NCBI's taxonomy places the organism in Eukaryota, Metazoa, Chordata, Mammalia, Chiroptera, Vespertilionidae. Gene Ontology annotation, cellular component: plasma membrane; nuclear inner membrane.